Messenger RNA from Mugil cephalus (flathead mullet), 3002 nucleotides. RefSeq names its product collagen, type IX, alpha 1b (gene col9a1b). The transcript is spliced from 32 exons. The record is from RefSeq and is a predicted model, not a curated record. The coding region runs from base 143 to 2182 and encodes 679 amino acids. NCBI's taxonomy places the organism in Eukaryota, Metazoa, Chordata, Actinopteri, Mugiliformes, Mugilidae.
UGAGCCCCUGAUGGCUAUGGGACCUGGACGGUCUAGAUAGCUCAGGCGGGUUCAGUAGGAUUGUUUUGCUGGGGGCUCCUUCAACCCGGCACUUCCCAGAGAAAGGACUACAACUUUUACCUUUCCUGCACAAGGGGAGAUCAUGGCUGGGGCCCCGAGCGUUAAAGGGCCAUUUCUGGUGCUGCUCCUGCAGUUUGUCCUGAUUUGCUCCUCUCAAAGGAGUGAUGGAACCCCUGGCCCCCCUGGACCUGCAGGUGUACCAGGAAUUGAUGGCAUUGCUGGUGAUAGGGGAGAAAACGGCGAGGACGGUCUUCCUGGACCUGACGGAGACGCAGGUAAACCCGGCUCCUCGGGAUUGCCUGGACUUCCUGGAAAUGAUGGUUUGACCGGCCCUGUUGGAGACCCUGGGCCUGACGGUCCCCCCGGACAGAAAGGUGAACCUGGAAAACCUGGACCUCGUGGGUUAGCUGGUGUUGGACCGGAUGGACCCCCUGGACCACCGGGGCCUGGAGGACUUCUGGGUGAAGUGGGAAAAGUUGGAUCACCUGGGUCCAUGGGCGUGAGAGGGCCACAGGGACCCCGUGGACCAACAGGACCCAGAGGUGCAGCUGGAAUGCUGGGCAGUGGCGACCUGUGCCCCAACUCUUGUCCACCCGGGACCCCUGGACAUCCUGGCCUUCCAGGGAUGAAGGGUCACAAAGGCGUAAAGGGUGAAGCAGGGGAACCUGGGAAACAAGGACACAAGGGAGAGGAGGGAGACCAGGGAAUUCCAGGAGAGGUCGGAUCACAAGGGCCAACGGGACCACAGGGAAUCCGUGGAGCCACAGGAAUGAUGGGCACCAAGGGUGAGAUGGGGGCUCGAGGUCCUGAUGGAGAUCCGGGUCCGCAGGGCGUCGCGGGGGCAACUGGGGACCGAGGCCAGAGAGGCGUGAUGGGUGAGCUCGGGCCUAAAGGUGAAACGGGUGUUCAAGGGCCGCGGGGAAUCACAGGGCUUCCAGGUCCCAAGGGAGAGGCUGGUUUGCCGGGCGUGGAUGGUCGUGAAGGUAUUCCAGGGAUGCCGGGAGCUAAGGGAGGCAUUGGGAAGCCAGGCGUUCCUGGAGAGGUUGGACUUCAGGGGCUUCCUGGUUUGCCCGGCAUGCCUGGACCAAAAGGACUCAGUGGCCCUAAGGGAGACGCUGGUCAGUCGGGCCUCCCCGGAACCAUAGGAUCAACUGGCAAACCUGGUGAACGGGGAGAGCAGGGAGAAGUGGGACCUGUGGGGCCAAUCGGCGAGCUUGGAGAUAUUGGGGAGCAAGGCCCUCUAGGUCCAGCUGGCAAGCCAGGUGCAAGGGGACCCAAAGGUGACCCCGGUCUGCCUGGUGUCCCAGGUCCUCCUGGCGUGCCUGGGGUGAAAGGAGAGAGGGGAGAACGAGGAGAAGCAGGACCCAAAGGAGAUCAAGGAUUGCAAGGUGAUGAGGGAAACCCUGGAGACAAAGGGGACUUGGGCGAACCAGGAGAAGCCGGAGCUAAAGGAGAGGUUGGCAACCCCGGCGAGACCGGCAACAGGGGACCCGAGGGAAGUCGGGGCCAGCCUGGCAUCGAGGGCCCGCCCGGCACGCCCGGGCCGCGGGGCAUGCAGGGGAACAGAGGUCCUCCCGGAGUCAGAGGUUCUCAGGGUCCCGCGGGUAAAGAGCCAAGUGAUCAGCACAUCAAGCAAGUUUGCAUGCGAGUCAUGCAAGAACAGCUGGCUCAGUUGGCUGCCAGCUUACGGAGACCAGAGUCUGGCAUAGCCGGUUUACCCGGAAAACCUGGACCUCCAGGGCCUCCCGGGGCUCCGGGAGACAAUGGCUUCCCUGGGCAGGCUGGCACAAGGGGCCUUCCUGGACUCAAAGGGCCACCAGGGCAGAUAGGAUUGAAAGGACCCAAAGGUGAAAUGGGAGACAGGGGAUCCAGAGGGCCCACGGUGAGAGGACCCAAGGGUCAGCCAGGACCUCCUGGGCUUCCUGGCGAAGCAGGCAAACCUGGCUACGGUCAGGACGGCCGGGACGGCCAGAGGGGACCUCCCGGUGUACCCGGACAGCCCGGCGUACCUGGGCCCCCUGGUGCAGCCGGUCCCAACGGUUACUGUGACCCAUCAGCUUGCAACCUCCAGGCGGGAGCCGCCCACCAGUCUCUGGAUGUGAAGGGACCUGCUGGGAACUAAGGGACGCUCUGGCAGAGACAGAAAGACUGUUGGAUUAUCUCCCCUGAGCACACAACAUUUUUCAACCGUUCUUCCCGGGGGCUGUGGUCGGCGUGGUGCCUUUGUUCCAUUAACCUCUAAUCUUGCGAACAUGUUUUUUUUGUUCCAGCCACAUCUCCGUCAGAGGGAGCCAGCCUCUUUGAGUCAUUAAAAAACACAUUUGUUUUGUUUUGUUUUCCUCAUGUGUCUGUUCCGGUGUGUUUUUCUACCUGAGAGAUGUUUUGAUAUAUUCGUGAUUGUGCUCAUGUUUCUGAAAUGACCAGAAAUAGUUUGUUUAUCCCACUCUCCUUGUAGCUGCGUACUAUUUUUGUGCUCUCAAUUUGCGAUGUUUUCCUCCACUUCCUCCCAGAGCAUCUCAAACAAUCAUCCAAAGCAAAUCAGGAUCAGGAUUCUGUCAUUGUGUCCUCUGAUGUACCAAAGAUAAACCUACUGAAACCUCUUUUGUUUUUUUGUUUUUUUAAUCCGUUGUCAGUUUUCGCGUGUCUGACUUCCUUUUUCAGCCCUGCAAAUAAAAAAAAAAAAGGAGAGAGGACGGAAGUGUCGUCAAGUCACAAUGACUUCAGUGUAUGUUGUAAAUCUGUAAAAAAAAAAAAAAAAAAAAAGAAGAAGAAGAAUGAUGUUAAUUAUAUUUCUUACAAAACCGCCUGAUGUGAGAUUUUGCCUCAUUGUACAGAAUGACAACACAAUGAAGCUGUGCGUAUAUGGAAAUGCCUUUUAGGGAUGAGGGGAACAAUGUAAACAAGAAAUAAAGCAACACAUGCAGUGUUUAAUUUAUUCUGUA